AUGGACUCGUUAACUUUGAUCGAUGCCCAGGUUCAGCUGGUGGAAGAACGCCUGGCCCUGGUACAUAUCCCGCUGGAGCUUUACCCAUACUUCUUCAAGUCCGUCUUGGGAAUUGUUUUCGAUGAAAUCGCACCACUGGGAAACGUAUCCCAGAACGAGGAGACCGUGCUGUCCGACCUAGACGACGGCUCGGAGGGGUCCGAAUAUCGUGCCCCAGCCUUUCUCAAUGUGUCCAUCACGCCCGUUGAAGUCACCCUCGGGCAGCUCGAUGACCAGCUUCGAUCUCGCCUGGCUGUGAGCGACUACGACUACAUUGCUAUGCAGGUCAUUGGCCAAGGUCUAGAGGCCGGCAAGCGUGUCCUCGAGCUAACCAGUCCGCUCGCACUGGCGGGGAUCUCAAUCUUCUUCAUUUCAACCUAUUUCUCGGACUACAUCCUCGUUCCACUGCACAGCAAGGCGGCUGUUGUCUCUGCCCUCGAAUCCAGAGGCUUCCAGUUCGAGAACAGCACCGCCGCCUUCUCCAUGAACCCAUUCAGCAGCCCAACCUCGCCACGCAUUGAGAAAUCCUUUAAUGAACUCAUGCCGCCCGUGACUCCUCCUCCCUCCACCCUUGCCGAGCUGCAAACCCGCACCUUCGCCAACCUGCGCAAGAACCAGAUUGUGCCCUUCGUCGACGACACGCUCCGCCUCGUCCAAUGCGCCGCCCACCAUCAGUACAACGACGACGGCAGCUCCAUGUCCAUCCUCCGCAAUGCGCUGACAACGGUCCUUCUUGUGGAUGCUCCCCGCUUCCUCUCGCUCACCCUCGCAGCACUAGACCCAGCCGCCUCUCUCCUCCUCGAAGAGCGUCUGCUGCCCCGCUUUGCGCGUGCCUCCGGCUCGCACCAGGAGUAUGAGGACGGCUCAGGCCUCCUCCUCGGGUUCGAAGGAGGACUACCUACAGGCCGACUCGCCGAAACAAAGGAGACCUCGGCACGCCCGAGCAGCGGCGACACGAGCCUCGUGGGCAGCAACGAAAGCAGUGUGGUCGGUUCCGUGCCCGCUUUGUUCGAUACUUUCGGCACCCGGCUUGCGCUGGGCGAAAAGAAACACAAUCUCGACCCGCUGCCGCCGACCUCAAUGCACCAUCUCAAACCGGACGUGGAUCCGGCCGCGGACGCUGUAGAGAUCAGUUUUCUGAGCACGGCGCGCUGUGGCACGAUCAUCGUCGGCGAACACGAGCUGAGAAGAGCUAUUGAUGCUCUGGAUGCAGAAACGAAGCAGGAAUCGUCCGAAGAGGCGGAUGGUGGCGUUUCUCUUGAUGGUUGA
Penicillium chermesinum is the source of this 1308-nucleotide messenger RNA. Its product is annotated as ACT domain-containing protein. Lineage: Eukaryota; Fungi; Ascomycota; Eurotiomycetes; Eurotiales; Aspergillaceae. The coding region runs from base 1 to 1308 and encodes 435 amino acids. The record is from RefSeq and is a predicted model, not a curated record. The transcript has 5 exons. Gene Ontology annotation, cellular component: cytosol. Gene Ontology annotation, biological process: cellular response to L-arginine; regulation of intracellular signal transduction.